UAUUUUUCAGGAAGACAUAUCAAGCCCUUUCAAUGGCCACUUCUUCGAUCUAUGCUACCCCGAUUUAUUCUCAGGAGCUCUACAAAACUCCGACGACUCUUCUAGCCCUAAUUGUUGUUACAACGACAACCCUAACUCUUACAUGUCAAAUCUCGAAUUUGCCCCCACAGACAUCAUAAGGUUCCCAAGUAUUACCGAUAGCAAUAGCAUGACACUUGCUGCUGAUGUCUCAGCCACAGCCACAACAACCGCCAAUAUUCCUUCAAACAUGGAAAACAACAACAACGACGAGAACAAUAACAAUAACAACAACCUCGACAUCAACAACAUCAACGAUGUCUCGAUAAUAUUUGAUUCGUCCGAGGAAGAAGUCCAAAACGACAUCUCAGCUUCAAUAGAUUUUUCCACGGCCACACAAUUCCAUCUUCCUUCAUCUUUAGAUCCUCAUCAACAAAACCAAUUUGACCCGUCUUCUCUUCAAUCACAUCAUCAACUCCAAGUCCAACAAUAUCAUUCCGAUCAAUCCAUUGUUCCUCUGUUAGGCCUACCAUUAUCAUCCGUCUUCGAAGAUGAUUGUCUCCCUCUCGUGCCUCCUUAUAACAUUCGGUCCAACCCUUCGUGUUCUUCGGCUUCAGGGUCAUUUCUCGACGCGUCAACAGGUUCUUAUCAACUUCAAAACAACUUGGGUUCCACAAUGUCUGCUGAGAAUGCUGCAAUGUUCCAUGGAAACAUGUUUGUGGGUGGUAAUGAUAUGCAUAAUCAAGAUUUGGACUUUCAUAGCGAAAACGGUGGAAUCUUCUGCACUGAUCCCCUGUCUCGGAUUUUUAACUCGAAUGAGUUGCAGGUAAUUAACUCUAGCUCAAUCCAUGAGAGCCAACAUCUUGUGAGUGGAAUUGGGAAUUCAAGUGGUUUAGCAUCAGAGCUAACGAGUUUAGAUGAUUCCACAUUCAAAGUUGGGAAGCUUUCUGCAGAACAGAGGAAGGAGAAGAUUCAUAGAUACAUGAAGAAGAGAAAUGAGAGGAAUUUCAGCAAGAAAAUAAAGUAUGCUUGCCGCAAAACGUUAGCAGACAGCAGGCCAAGAGUCCGAGGAAGGUUUGCUAAGAACGAUGAAUUUGGGGAAGUCUCAAGAGCAACUUGUGGGAGUCUUGAUGAUGACACAUGUGAUGAUGUAGCCGUGAAAGAAGAGGAAGACAUGGUGGAUUCUUCAGACAUUUUUGCGCAUAUUAGCGGAGUGAACUCCCUCAAAUGCAACUAUUCAAUCCAAUCUUGGAUAUGAAGAAAUUGAGCUAUAUAUAUAUAUAUAUAUAUAUAUUCAUACAUAUAUACU
Molecule: messenger RNA, 1327 nt
Organism: Impatiens glandulifera
Lineage: Eukaryota; Viridiplantae; Streptophyta; Magnoliopsida; Ericales; Balsaminaceae
Product: zinc finger protein HD1-like
Exons: 4
Coding region: 143-1276 (377 amino acids)
Biological process (GO): regulation of flower development
Cellular component (GO): nucleus
Molecular function (GO): protein binding
Source: RefSeq, a predicted model, not a curated record